CCACGUAGCAUCACCCCCUUUUUUCCUCUCCUUUUUUUUUCUUUUUUUGCCUUUUUGCUUUUUUGCUUUUUUCUCGUGUUUGCUGUGUUAGUAAUAAAAAACUUUUUUUUAAAUUUAACUUAUUUAAAUCUUUGUUUUUUAACCCUCCCUUCUCUUCCUUUUUCGUUUCAUUCUUUUUGAAAAUGUCCUCCACUGACGAUUUUAAGCUCCCCAAGGCUCUGCGCAUGGUCAUCAUGGGUCCUCCCGGCUCCGGCAAGGGUACCCAGGCACCUCGUAUUGCGGAAAAGUUCUGCGUUUGCCACCUGGCCACUGGUGACAUGCUGCGGGCAGCUGUGAGCUCUGGCAGUGACCUGGGCAAGCAAGCGAAGAAGAUCAUGGAUGCUGGCGGUCUUGUGAGCGACGAAAUCAUGGUUGGUAUGAUCAAGGAUAAUAUUGAGGGCAACAAGGAGUGCAAGAACGGAUUCAUCCUCGAUGGGUUCCCUCGUACGGUAGUUCAGGCCGAGAAGCUUGACGAGAUGCUUGAUGGGCGUAAUCAGAAUUUGGAUCAUGCUGUGGAGUUGCUUAUUGAUGAUAGUCUUUUGGUAGCUAGAAUCACCGGGAGAUUGGUGCAUCCGGCAUCGGGUCGCUCUUAUCAUAAGAUCUUUAGCCCGCCGAAGACUGUGAUGACCGAUGAUAUUACUGGAGAGCCGCUGAUUCAGAGGUCGGAUGAUAACGAGGCCACUUUGGUUAAGAGACUGGAGACUUAUCAUAAGCAGACUGCCCCUGUGGCUGAGUACUAUGCGAAGCGCGGUAUCCUGAGGAAGGUUGAUGCUGCGCAGAAGCCUGCGGCGGUUUGGCAGACUCUUUUGGCUAUUUUUGCUGCCAAGCAUUAAGAUAGUUCUGGUGGUUUGGGGAGUAUGAAUGAAAAAUGAUAAUCUUUUGACUUGGUUGUCUUUUUAAAAAAAUUUCAAUUAUAUACGAUACGAUACAAUACAAUAACAAAUAUAUUUAUGU
Kickxella alabastrina is the source of this 993-nucleotide messenger RNA. RefSeq names its product adenylate kinase-domain-containing protein. NCBI's taxonomy places the organism in Eukaryota, Fungi, Kickxellomycota, Kickxellomycetes, Kickxellales, Kickxellaceae. The record is from RefSeq and is a predicted model, not a curated record. Gene Ontology annotation, cellular component: cytoplasm; mitochondrion. Bases 183 to 872 code for a protein of 229 amino acids. The transcript has 2 exons. Gene Ontology annotation, molecular function: AMP kinase activity; ATP binding. Gene Ontology annotation, biological process: ADP biosynthetic process.